AUGAUGUACUUCGCCAUGAUCGUGAUCUUGUGCUUUGGAAUUAUGAUCUCGCGCUUCGUCGUUGUGAUUGUGCGCUUCGCUUAUGGCCAGUAUAAGAAAGGAUGCGAUGCUUCUACCAGAACAAAGUAUGUUAUGAAAAAGAUUGCUUCCGGUGAAAAAAACUUCCUUUGUCGGCCGAUUUUCAAGAGAAAAAAAGGUGGUUGGUAUGAGGGUUGCAGCAGAUUGUCAACAGAUGACAUAGACAGGGUCUUCAAUUUAUAUGAUGUGGAUAGAAAUGGUUACAUUGAAAACGAAGAACUACAUGGGUUUCUGAAAGACUUAAUGGAAGUCGUCGAAGAUGAUUACGAUGCCGAUGAUCUGUUAGUCUGUCAGAAAAUCCUCUUGGACAAAUGUGACCUCAACCAUGACGGGAAGAUUAACAAGGAAGAACUUACAAUGGUCCUUACCUCGUGCAACAAGAAUAACACGGGCGAUGACCCUACACUUCCAUAAAUGACAGUGUGAACAUUUCCCUUUGUUUUAUACGAAUGGUUUGAAUUAUUUUGGAAUUCAGUGGUGUUUACAUACUUAUCUUUAUAUUGGAAGGAUGUUUAUCAAUUAUUUAUGUAUAUUUGUAAGAUAUAUGUAUAGUUAUUUAAUUUUAAUGUAUAUUGCCAUUUCAAAAUUACUGGCUUGUAAUUUCAGCGUCUUUGUGGCCACUUAACCUGAUCGUUAUUGUUCAUCUUAUCUAGCCGGUGCAUUAUUACAUACCUCUUUACGAGACUAUAAAAGUAAGAAAAAAGGACUACGAAAAACACAAUCU
Molecule: messenger RNA, 802 nt
Organism: Mercenaria mercenaria
Lineage: Eukaryota; Metazoa; Mollusca; Bivalvia; Venerida; Veneridae
Product: calbindin-32-like
Exons: 6
Coding region: 1-492 (163 amino acids)
Biological process (GO): regulation of long-term synaptic potentiation; regulation of presynaptic cytosolic calcium ion concentration
Cellular component (GO): synapse; dendrite; nucleus
Molecular function (GO): calcium ion binding
Source: RefSeq, a predicted model, not a curated record